Folsomia candida is the source of this 736-nucleotide messenger RNA. RefSeq lists its product as uncharacterized. The coding region runs from base 85 to 591 and encodes 168 amino acids. The transcript is spliced from 3 exons. The record is from RefSeq and is a predicted model, not a curated record. Lineage: Eukaryota; Metazoa; Arthropoda; Collembola; Entomobryomorpha; Isotomidae.
CAGUUUCAUCAUUCCCAAAAGACACAGUUCUUCGCCAGCUCAAUACAUAUAUCCUGAAUUUCCAGGAACUUUUAUCAUUACAAAAUGCGAUCACAAUCCACAAGCACAAUUUUCCUACUACUUUUGGGAAUUUUUGUCUGCACAAUUUCCGGCGAUAAAGGUGCCAAAUUUUACGGCGAUAACAACAUCCAACCCCCGCGUAAGGCCAUCGUAAACAAUGUGGCCACCUCAAACACGGACUGGCUGGUUAAACGCGUCGCAACCCUGGAAUCCUACUUGAUCAAUGAGCUCAACGAUUUGAAAGACGAGAUGAUAACUGUUCUUAAGAUGUCGUCUAACAUUACCACCGUGAACAUGCAGUUGGACGCGGUGCGAUGGAAUAUGCAAGAGUUGUCGCGAAAUUUCGCGAUAGCAAAGAUACCAUCAGUGCCCAUUGGAUUCGUGUACAUGCAGCUGCCUAACCAGAAGGAGCCAUCUCAACUGUACAGCGGAAUGACGUGGAAGGAAGUCAAGGAAAAAGAUCGUCACUACGAAGCCGUCGAAUUCAGAUACAAACCAGAAGAAAUUAGAGUGUGGACAAGAAUUAAUUAAAUACUUGGAUAAACGGCGACGAUAAAUUAGUUUGUAAUUGUUUUUGUUGUUAUUCUUUAUAUUUUUAAUGUUAAACAUGAACGAUAUGGUUACGCGCAAUGGUGCUUAACUUACAAAAUAAAGAAGUAUUAAAUGUUACAAAUAA